This is a messenger RNA of Oncorhynchus kisutch (coho salmon), 3786 nucleotides long. Its product is annotated as mucin-5AC-like. NCBI's taxonomy places the organism in Eukaryota, Metazoa, Chordata, Actinopteri, Salmoniformes, Salmonidae. Bases 46 to 3786 code for a protein of 1246 amino acids. The transcript is spliced from 29 exons. Gene Ontology annotation, molecular function: protein binding. The record is from RefSeq and is a predicted model, not a curated record. Gene Ontology annotation, cellular component: extracellular matrix.
AGUACCUGUUCAGGUGGACCAGGACGACUCGUUAGAAGAACCAUCAUGGCACUCCAAUGGGUGAAGCCGUGGAUCGCUCUGGUCUUCGGACUAUCUGCUGCACAUUCUGAGACUGUUAUGAUUCCAGACAUGACUUCCAUUGGGAGUCUAUAUGAUUCCAAACUGCAAAUCGUAUCAGCAGGAGUGAGUCCCACUCAUAACGGGCAGGUCUGCAGCACAUGGGGUAACUACCACUACAAAACCUACGAUGGAGACCUCUUCCAGCUGCCCUACACCUGUAACUACGUGCUGUCGUCAUUGUGUAAGAGCAGCAGCGGCUACGAGGCCUUUAACAUUCAGCUGCAGCGCGGGGAGGUAGAUGGGCUGCCCACCAUCACCAAGGUUUCUUUGAAGCUGGAUGGAACCUUCGUGGAGCUGGCCAACGGUAACGUCAGCAUCAAUGGAUUACAGGUCACCAUACCGUUUGGUCAGUUUAACGUCUUCAUUGAGAGGACCGUUUCCUAUGUGAAGAUCACAGCCAAGCUGGGGUUAGUCAUCAUGUGGAAUGAAGAUGAUUCCCUCUGGGUGGAGCUGGACUCAAAGUUCCAGAAUCAGACAUGUGGGCUGUGUGGAGACUUCAACGGAGUCCAGAACGAGUUCAAUAGGAAUGAUGAUUAUCUGAAGAUAAUCGACUAUGCUGAUAUUUGGAAGAUGAAUGGCCCAACAGAGACCUGUACAGAAAUCCCUGUUCACACUGAGCAGUGUGAAGACCAGACCAAACUUUGUGAGCAGCUUCUCACCAGUCUUGCCUUCAGUAGCUGUAAGGACCUGAUUGCCACAGACUCCUUCAUCAAGGCCUGUGCAGAAGACAUGUGUCACUGUGGCAACAGCAGCAGCAGUGUCACCUGCGCCUGUCCCACCAUGUCAGAGUACUCCCGCCAGUGUGCUCACGCAGGGGGGAAACCCCAGGAGUGGAAGACCGACCAGUUCUGCUUGGAGACGUGUCCUUUAAGCAUGCAGUACCAGGAGUGUGGUAGUCCCUGCACUGAUACCUGCUCCAACCCAAAGAGGAACCAGCAUUGUGAGGAACACUGCACCGACGGAUGCUUCUGCCCUGCUGGAACCGUGUUUGAUGACAUCACUCAGACUGGCUGUGUAGCUGUGAACCAGUGCUCUUGUCUCCACAAUGGACAAUCUUACCAGCCUGGACAAUCAUUCUCAAGAACAUGCCACAAAUGUACCUGUAUCCAAGGCCUUACCUGUAUCCAAGGCCAGUGGAGUUGUAUGGAUCUAGAUUGCCCUGCUACCUGCUCCAUAGUGGGAGGUUCCCACAUCACCACCUACGAUGGGAAAGCCUACACCUUCCAUGGAGACUGCUCAUAUGUCCUGUCCAAGCAAACCAACGAGACUGCUUUCACAGUCCUGGGUGACAUAGUGAAAUGUGGGAAGACGGACAUUGAGACCUGCCUAAGAUCUGUAACCCUGGUGACUCCAGAGUCCACGAUGAUCGUCAUCGAGGCCAGUGGAAGGGUCUUUGUCAACAAGAUGUUUUCUCAGAUGCCGCUUUUCAUGGGUCUUUGCGGAGACUUUAACGGUGUCCAAGCUGACGACUUCAGAACCAUCAAUGGACUCGUGGAAGGAACCGCUGUGACGUUCGCCAACACUUGGAAGACCAAAGCAAGCUGUCCUGAUGCGGCACAGAACUUUGAGAUCCCAUGCAGUCUGAGUGUAGAGAACGAGAGAUAUGCCAAGCACUGGUGCUCAAUGCUGUCAGAUAGUGAAGGAAUAUUUUCCCAAUGCCACACUGAGAUCAACCCAAAUUACUACAAGGAAAUCUGCCUAUAUGACAGUUGUAACUGUGAGAGGAGUGAGGAGUGCAUGUGUGCUGCGGUCUCCUCCUAUGUCCAUGCAUGUGCUGCUGCAGGCGUCCUGCUCAGUGGAUGGAGAAACACCACCUGUGGGAAGUACUCCUCCAGCUGCCCUGACACGAUGGUCUAUGACUACACCAUGACCAGCUGUGACCGUACCUGUCGUUCACUGAGCCAGACAGACUUCACCUGCCAGUUAGACCAUGUGUCUGUGGACGGCUGUGGCUGUGCCGAGGGAACCUACCUGAACGACCAGGGAGAGUGUGUCCCUGCCUCACGCUGCUCCUGCUACAAUGGAGGCACAGUAGUACCCCCUGGAGAGGUCACCAGGAUCUAUGGCGCUACUUGUGCAGGGCCCGGAGCCAAGGGCUCAGAGUGCCAGAAGAGCUGUCAAACACUAGACAGUCACUGUGACUACUGCAGCAACAAUCCAAAAGGUACCUUUAGAGUGAUCACAGAGAACAUUCCCUGUGGAACCACCGGCACCACCUGUUCCAAGGCCAUCAAGCUCUUCUUGGGGAGCAAUGAGAUCAUACUAGCAGAUGAAUCUGUAAAAGUGAUCAAACAAGAGAACGGGGUUGACGUACCAUACCAGGUCCACUCUAUCGGUCUCUAUGUUGUUGUUGAGGCUGGAAAUGGCCUGAUCCUCAUGUGGGACAAGAAGAAUAGCCUGUUCAUCAAACUCAGCUCUACCUUCCAGGGCCAAGUGUGUGGUCUGUGUGGUAACUACGACGGUAAUGGAAAGAACGACUUCACGUCCAGAAACCAGGAAGUGGUUGUUGAAGCUCUGGAGUUUGGGAACAGCUGGAAAGUGUCACCCAGUUGCCCCAACGCUGAUGUCAUAAAAAACCCAUGCACUUUAAGAUCAUACAGGCAGUCCUGGUCUCUGAAACGCUGCAGCAUCAUCACCAGUAACGUUUUCUCAGCCUGCCACUCACAGGUGGACCCCACGCCAUUCCAUGAUGCCUGUGUGAGGGACUCGUGUGCCUGUGACACUGGGGGAGACUGCGAGUGUUUCUGUACAGCUGUAGCAGCCUACGCCCAGGCCUGUAACGAGGCAGGGGCUUGUAUCAAGUGGAGAACACCAGAUGUCUGCCCUCUGUUCUGUGAUUUCUACAACCCUAUUGGUGAGUGUGAGUGGCAUUAUAAUCCGUGUGGAUACCCCUGUAUGAAGACCUGCAAGAAUCCCUCAGGAACAUGCUCCAGUCAGAUCCCUGCACUGGAAGCUUGUUAUUGUUUCUACGACGGCAGAACAUACCCAAAGGAAUACAACUACCAUUAUAACAUCAACAACUACCCCAACAACAACAACAACAGAAAGUCCAACACCAACAAUUACCCCAACAACAAUAACACCAAUAGAAAGUCCAACAACAACAGAAAGUCCAACAACAACAACAGAAAGUCCAACAUCAACAACAACAACUAUGUCAACAAAAUAUUCCACAACAAAAACUACUACAUCAAACCCAACCACCACCCCUACCAUUACCCCAACAACAACCCCUACCAUUACCCCAACGACAACCCCUACCAUUACCCCAACGACAACCCCUACCAUUACCCCAACAACAACAGAAAGUCCAACAACAACAACAGAAAGUCCAACAUCAACAACAACAACUAUGUCAACAAAAUAUUCCACAACAAAAAAGCAAAUCUCCAACUUGACAACACAGACAAAAGAAACUACUACAUCAAACCCAACCACCACCCCUACCAUUACCCCAACGACAACCCCUACCAUUACCCCAACAACAACCCCUACCAUUACCCCAACUACAACCCCUACCAUUACCCCAACAACAACCCCUACCAUUACCCCAACGACAACUCCUACCAUUACCCCAACGACAACCCCUACCAUUACCCCAACAACAACAGAAAGUCCAACAACAACAACAACAACUAUAUCAACAAAAUAUACCACAACAAGUGA